This is a messenger RNA of Diospyros lotus (date-plum), 1640 nucleotides long. Its product is annotated as two-pore potassium channel 1. Gene Ontology annotation, biological process: potassium ion transmembrane transport; stabilization of membrane potential. The record is from RefSeq and is a predicted model, not a curated record. Bases 311 to 1375 code for a protein of 354 amino acids. Gene Ontology annotation, molecular function: potassium ion leak channel activity. Gene Ontology annotation, cellular component: plant-type vacuole membrane. NCBI's taxonomy places the organism in Eukaryota, Viridiplantae, Streptophyta, Magnoliopsida, Ericales, Ebenaceae. The transcript is spliced from 3 exons.
AAGAAGGAGCACCGACGAGACAGUAUUCGAAUCUUUUCGCACCCGUCCAAAUCCGGGAUCUGCGGACCCGGCGGGCGAUUUCAGAAACUAGACUAUUGAACAAAACGGCCUUAAUUUCAAACUGAAAAAGAAGAAGACGACGACGAAGAAGUGCAAGAGGAAAGCGACCCGCGUGAUCUUCCAUGCUUCGAUGACGGCUUUGCCCCGCGAAGAAAAAGAAAAGGCACUGGAAAAAGAGGAAAAGGAACGCUAAAUCACCUUCUUCACUGGUAGGCUUUUUGAAAAUAUUCAACAUUUGUUGUCUUUUCCAAUGGAUGGUGAUACAACAAAGCAAUCCCUGUUGUCAGGGUUGUUAGAUCCUUCACCUCAAACUAGCAAACAACAUGCUCCCAAGAGAGGAAGAUUUCGUCGCUGUAGAAGUGCUCCUCUUGCAGACUUUGUUCCUAGAGAAGUAAAUGGCAGCAGCUCAAUUCCACGCUCUCAAUCCUUUUUGGAUAAGGUCCAUCCUAGUUUUCGGAAAGUAUUAACAUUCUUGGCUGUCUACCUGGGUAUAGGCACAGUCUGCUUCUACCUUGUUAGGAACCAGAUUACAGGAAAGAAAACAGAUGGAGUUCUCGAUGCUGUUUAUUUCUGUAUCGUGACCAUGACAACUGUUGGUUAUGGUGACCUCGUGCCCAGUACCGCACCCACGAAACUUCUUGCAUGUGCUUUUGUAUUCACAGGUAUGGCUUUAGUUGGACUGGUUCUUAGUAAGGGAGCAGACUAUUUGGUAGAGAAGCAGGAAAUAUUGCUUGUUAAAGGAUUGCAUAGGCGUCAAAAAGUCGGCCCGGCAGAAAUUCUCAAGGAGGUUGAAACUAACAGAGCAAGAUACAAAUGUUAUAUGGUCUUUGCUCUUUUGUUCGCGCUCAUACUUGUUGGGACAAUUUUCCUUGUCACAGUUGAGAAACUCAAUCUUGUUGAUGCUUUCUAUUGUGUCUGUUCUACCAUCACAACUCUGGGUUAUGGAGAUAAGAGUUUCUCAUCAAAGAGCGGGCGUGUUUUUGCAAUAUUGUGGAUACUAGCAAGCACCAUAUGCCUAGCUCAAUUCUUCCUUUAUGUUGCUGAGCUUAACACCGAAAACCGACAAAGGGCUUUCGUCGACAGGGUUCUUACUAGGAAGGUCACAAACAUGGAUUUGGAAGCAGCUGAUCUUGAUAAUGAUGGAUCUGUUGGGGCUGCUGAAUUUGUCAUAUAUAAGCUAAAAGAGAUGGGAAAGAUUAGCCAAGAAGAUAUCGCAUUGGUGAUGGAAGAGUUUGAACAACUUGAUGUUGAUCAGUCUGGGACACUCAGUGUUUCCGAUAUAACGAUAGCUCAAUCAUCUCCACCUGGGAACUGAGGAAGACAUCAUCUUGUAAUCAAUCUACUUGUACUCUUGCUAAGAAAUGUGAAUUUACCCGAAUUUAACACCUUAAAGUUUGAAUAUCGUCCCGAAUAGAGAUGGUUGGAAGUCUAAAAAUUAUGUGACCAACUUAAAUUGGUGGGUGGGAUUAAGACCUGUAGUUGUAGUCACACCUUAAAGUUUGUACAUCAGUUCAACACUAAGAUAAAGAUACACAGAUUUUGAGAGGUUCCAUUUUUAAUGCGUUCCUAGGGGAAAACAA